Messenger RNA from Closterium sp. NIES-65, 1809 nucleotides. The record is from the annotation of a GenBank genome assembly. Lineage: Eukaryota; Viridiplantae; Streptophyta; Zygnematophyceae; Desmidiales; Closteriaceae.
AUGGCGGGUGCACGACGUAAUGGACGGGGAGGCGGGAAGGCUGGUGAGAAGGUUAAUGGGACCACUGGCAACACUCCUUUGGCCAGCGCGGAGCGCUCUCCGGAGAAGAGCCCACUUGUGUCGGCGCAGGCCUCGCCUCGUGCUCCUUCUAAUGCGACGGCGAUCGAUGUGCUGGGGGACGCGGCGAAAGUCUCCUUGCAGGAGCCGGCGUGCGUGUAUCAGGAGUCAUGUACCAGCUCUCAGCCCAUGGAUGCGAAGGGGCUUUUCACCUGUUUUUUAAUGAAUAAGAAGAACACGAUCAGAUUCUGCGAGCUCAACAUCAACGGGCUCGGCAGUGCAGGGAAGCAAGGGAAAUGCAAAGAUUGGAUAAGGAACAAGGCGGACAUUGCGGUACUUACAGACACGCGUAUCCCUGCUCAUCACAACUUAUGGACCGAGCUGAAGCCGUCUGCGGUGGUGGCCGUGGGGCCAGCUGGGUCGGCAGGAGGAGUGGCAGUGGUGAGCUUCAUACCUGGGAUGGUUUUCACAGACACGUAUACACAUGCAUCAGGGAGACUGGCGGGGGUGGUGGUCCAUUGGGGGGACCUGGAGCUGCUCCUGGUCGCGUUAUACUUACCGGCACAGCCGGAGAACAGGGCGCCUUUCUACAGGGACUGCCUGGAGUCCUUUCUUAAAACCUUACCGAAGCUGCAGAGUGUCCCGGUGAUGGGUGACCUGAAUGUUGUGGAGGACCCAGUGCUCGACAAGUCAUCGGAGGUAGGGUCGUCGGCGGAAAACAGGAGGCUGAUGGGAUACUGGGCGGCCACCCCGCUCACUGAUGUCUUCCGCUUUACGCACCUUGGGAAAAAGGAGUACACUUUUCAUAUGAGGGCAAAAGGAGUAAGCACCACGAUUGACCGCGCGCUGGCGACGCAGCCGCUGCCAGGAAAACUGGUGGAGGUGCGACAUGCGGACAUCACGAACAAGAUGACAGACCACUGGUGUGCGGUGGUGGUCGCGCUGGAGUCGUCAGUGGCGGUCGAUAGGGGGCUUGGCAUCUGGAGACUGAGGGCUGCUCAAGCAAAGAAGAAAGGGGUUAGGAAUCGGGUGGAGCGAGUGCUCAAGGACGCAGGCGGGGACCUCGGCAAUAUGUUGCCCAGGUUAACUACGUGCCUGAGGGUGUACACACGGGAGGAGAAAAAGAGGGUCGGGGCGACUAAAAGGCACCUGGAGAAGGAGGUGAAAAUAUACAGACAGCGGCUGCGAAGCCCGAACUGCAAGCGAAUGGGGACAAUCUUGCUCAAGAAAGAGGAGCUGCUUGACGCGUAUGAAAAAAGCCACCAGGAGAAGCUGCAAGAGUGGCUCGGGGUGAAGGCGGAGCUGGAUGGGGAGACGACAACCGGUUUUCUGUCUGGAAAAGUGAAAAUGCGCAAGGCCAAGACGGAGAUGUCAGCGGUGAAUUUCAAGGGGGUAACUCACUCGGGUGCGAGGGAGGUGCUGGUGGCGGCGACUGAAUUUUUCAAAGACUCUUUCGGCGGUCGUGGGGAGGCAGGCUCAAGCGCGUUGGAGCCGAGAGUUAUGCGCCGAACGUUGUGCGACGGCAGCCGGAAUGCACUCAGUGCACUGUGGUUGGAGGAGGAGGUCCGGACGGCGGUACGCGAGCUAGCUCCAGGGACGUCGCCCGGGCAGGACGGUCUUCCCAAGGAGCUGUUUGAGCAUAACUGGGACUUGCUGGGCCCGGUACUGAUGAAGUUCGUCGGCGAUUUCACGCGGACGGCGGAACUUCCUCGGGAAAUCUCAACUGCAAUCACAAUCCUGUUACAUAAGUAG